This is a messenger RNA of Magnolia sinica, 4587 nucleotides long. RefSeq lists its product as uncharacterized. NCBI's taxonomy places the organism in Eukaryota, Viridiplantae, Streptophyta, Magnoliopsida, Magnoliales, Magnoliaceae. The transcript is spliced from 6 exons. Gene Ontology annotation, biological process: protein dephosphorylation. Gene Ontology annotation, molecular function: protein phosphatase activator activity. Bases 3731 to 4153 code for a protein of 140 amino acids. Gene Ontology annotation, cellular component: nucleoplasm; protein phosphatase 4 complex. The record is from RefSeq and is a predicted model, not a curated record.
GGCUACUACGCUCUGUUCUCAUUAGUCAAAGCCAAAGGAAGUCCUCUUCCUCGAGCAUCUCCCCUGAGGAAGACUCAACUAUCUCUUAGAGGCUAAAAAGAGUUGGUAAGUCUUGCUUCAAAUGUCCAUUUUCUUCUUAAGGAGCAAGUUCCAGGGGGCAGGAAGGGAAGAAGGGGAAGAUUUGUGCCCAAAUGAAAAUCGUUUGUUGGAACUUAAGUUGGUUGAGAUGCUCGCAAAAGGGGCUUAAAAUCAAGGAUGUUUGCAAAAGGUCGAAGCCUCAAGUGGUAUGUUUUCAGGAAACCAAAUUGCAGGUUAUCGACAUGCCAAUCAUGGAUUCUUUAUGGGGGAGUUUCUUCAAAAGACUGGUUGAUUAUCGAGUCCACAGGGUCUGUUGGUGGUAUUCUGAUUGUGUGGGACACUAAUUUUUGGACUAAGAAUCCUCAUGGGUGGUUCCUUUUCUCUGUCAGUGGUUCUUUCUGAUGUUUCCUCCAGUUUCAAGUGGUGUAUUACCUUAGUUUAUGGGGUCGAAUCUUGCGGUGAGAAGGUAUGAGUUCUCAGCAAAGCUUGAUAGGAUGUGGGGUAUGUUCGAUUGUCUGUAGUGUAUUGGAGGGGAUUUCAACGUGACCAGAUUCUCAUUCAAGAAGUCAAGCAAUGGAAGAAUUAUUCAUAGCAUGGAGUUCUCAGCUUGGGUUGGCAGACAUAGUCUGGUGGAUGUUCUUGAUGUCUAAUGGGAAAUCUUCCUGGUCUAACUGGCAAGUUUCUCCAGUCAUUUCUAGGUUGGACAGGUUUUGCUUUCUGUGGAGUGGGUGGAGAAAUUCCCUUUGGCCACUUUGAGUGGGUUGCCUAAUCCCGCCUCUAACCAUUGGCCCAUUUUGCUAGAAACUAAGGCAGAAAGUUGGGGGGCCUAAAACUUUCUAUUUCAAACUAUCGUGGUUGGAAGUUGAAUGUUUCACCGUUUGCCUUAAAGAUUGGUGGAAGUCCUUCGAUGUUGAGGGCUACAUAGGGUUCCAUUUCUAUCAGAAGUUGAAGCUUUUGAAAAAGAAAACUCUUGUCAUGGAAAAAGGAAUUUUUAGGGAAGCGUGAGUAGGAAGGAAAUGGAUUAUUUGCUUAGGGGAAUUCAUGCCCUAGAUCUUAAGGCAGAAAAUGAGGUCAUGUUAGAGGAUGAGAGGGCCAGUAGAAUUAGAUUGGUUCAAGACAACUCAAGUCAUCUGAAGGAAGAAAUAAAAUGGAAGCGGUGUUCGAGGGCCACCGGGUUAAAUGCGGGUGACAAAAAAACCAAGUUUUCCCACUGCAUUGCCAGUGUGUGGCUGAGAUGCAACAAGAUAGGCAAUAUUAUUGUGGACGGCAAAAUAAUAGAUGAAAGAGUUCAGGUGUGCAACACAGUGGUUGACUUCUAUAAAUCUCUUCUUAUGGAUGAGAGAUCGGAUAGACCUGCAGUGGAUAAUUUGGAGAUUGGUAGCCUUUACGAUGUUGACACGGAUUCGUUCAAGAGGCUGUUUUUGGAAGAAGUAAAGACCACGGUUGAUUUUUUAGGGCAGGGAUAAAGCUCUUGGCCACGAUGGCUUCCCAUUAGCCUUUUAUCAGGGAUUUUGGGAGGUAAUUAAAGAGGAUGUCAUGAGCUUCAUGGUUGAAUUUUACAAUAGAGGUCACUUGUCGAAGGAGUUAGGCGCAUCCUUUAUUGCCAUUAUCCUAAGAUUAUAGGAGCAAAACGCUUGAAAGACUUUAGUCCGAUAAGCUUUAUUGGUGGGUCGUAUAAGAUCUUAGCAAAAUCGUUAGCUUCAAGAUUCCGAGCGGUCUUGGCAACAACCAUUUCCAAGAAUUGAGGGGCAUUCAUCAAAGGAAGACAUUAUGGAUAUUGUUAUUAUUGCGCAUGAAUGUGUUGGUUCUCGACAUAGGGAUGAAGGUGGCAGUAUUGUGUGUAGGCUAAACUUGGAAAAAGCGUACGAUCACCUGGACUAGACAUUUUUGGACUAUAUGCUCAGGUGCAUGGGAUGUGGGCCAAAGUGGAGAGGUUGAAUCAAAGAACGCGUUAGUUCUCCUUCCUUCUCUAUUUUGGGGAACGGUUCCCUGAAAGGCUUCUUCAAGCUAUCACGUGGAAUUAGGCAAGGAGACCCUCUUUCCUCCUACUUGUUUGCAGUGAUGGUUGAAGCUUUGGGUAGGAUGUUGGCGAAGGUCAAGAAGUUGGCCUCUUCAAAGGGUUUAGCAUGGAUAGGGUGAAUCCUCCCAUUUCUCACUUGCAGCUCACUGAUAAUACUCUUCUAUUUUGCAAAGUGGAAGAAAGGAUGGUAGAAAAUUUGAGGAUGCUAAAAAAAUUGGAAGUGUGUGUGUCUAAAAAGGAGGUCGCCCACUUGGCUAGGGUCUUUGGGUGUUGAGUGGGAACCUUCCCUUCAACAUACCUUGGGCUUUAGUUUUGCAUUGGGAAACCGACAAAGCACUUAUGGAAUGCAGUUGUUGAGCAAUUUGAAAGGAAGAGUCAAUAUUUAUCUUUGGGCGGUCAAAUAAUGGUUAUCGAGUCAGGUUUUUUUUUUUUUUUGAAAGAUAACAAAAGUAUAUUAUAAACAAGCACCAAAAAAGGCAAUGAACUAUACAAAGAAAGGGCUUGCAACCACCCAAGCUAAUUACAUAAUGUAAGAAUAAUCAAUCCCCCCCCACCCCCCACCAAAAAAAAAAAAAAAACACGAGGCCCAUUCAACCACAAGGCCCCUUGCUUUCGACACAACCCAUCCCAUAGAGUGGCUCGAGUUCCUAAAACAUUUACUGUUCCUUUCUUCACAAAUAACCCAAAGCCCCGCCAAAAGACACAGGUUCCAAGGGAUUUUCAAUUCCUCUUUGAGAUCCACCCCAUGCCAAGACAAAAUGGAUAAAUCAAUGGAGAUCAGGCAGGCCCAAGUAACCUGGAACAUGGAUAGGAUACUAUUCCACAAAAGGCAAGCUACCCAGCAAUGCAGAAAGAGAUGCCUUAUUGAUUCGGCAUUUUCCAUACACAUCAAACAUACAUUUGGGAGAACUAUUCCCCGCUUCUUGAGGCUAUCAACUGUCAAAACUUUGCCGCGACCAACAAGCCACGCAAAUGCCGCAACUCUCGGGGGAGCUCCAUAGAAACAAAUAAACUUAGUAGCAGCCACGAGCUUGGAGUAUCUUGUAGAAAGAUAAGGAGAGACAAUUCCUCUUAUCAAGUCAGUUUUAUCUAACUUGUCCUUGUAUUUCAUGUCCCUUUUUCGGUAUUCUAUUUGACUAUUUUUGUUCCGGCUAGAAUAGAGAAGAUAAGGAGAGGCUUUCUGUGGCAAGGGUUGGAGGAUAGGAAGAAAUUUCAGUUGUUGGGAUGGGUGAUGUGAAUUCACAUCUCAUAUGCGGUACUAUGGGCCCCCCCCUAAAGUUGCAGCCUUCGGUGGGUUGGUCCGAGAAAGAGAGCUCUGAUCAUAAAUAACCUUCAAGAAAGAACUAUGAUUCUUCCCAAUGUCUAUGCAAUGUGCAUGAAGGAUGCAGAGUCAAUCAACCAUCUCUUCAUUCAUUGUACAUUUAUUUCGGAGUUGUGGAGCAAGCUUAUUAACUCUUUCAGAUUGUCUUGGGUUAUGCCAGACUUUUUUGAGGCCUUCCUCUCAGGUUGGCAUGGUGUGAAUAUCGGGAAACAGAAGGCUAUUUGGAGACUGACUAUCCUGGCUACCUGGUGGGCAAUUUGGGUUGAGAGAAACGGGAGAUGCUUUCAAAAUGUCUCCAGUAGAGGGGAGGCAUGCUAUUUAGGCUCGUUAAGGUCUACCUCUUGAAUGAUGGGAAAUGGGAUGACAAGGGAACUGGUCGUGCUACUGUUGAUUAUUUGGCGAGAUCAGAAGAUCUUGCUUUGUUUGUUAUUGAUGAAGAAGAUAGCGAAAUGCUACUCCUGCACCGUAUCUCUUCGGAUGAUAUCUAUCAAAGGCAAGAAGACAAAAUCAUUUCUUGGCAAGAUCCUGAAUUGUCUACUGAAUUAGCUCUUAGUUUUCAAGAGGUUACAGGUUGCUCUUAUAUUUGGGAUCACUUCCGCUCUGUGCAGAGGAACCAGCAGUAUAGAGCUCUUAAUAAUCUGGAGAAUGGUCGAUGUCCAGCAUCAGAGACUCCAGAGACAUCGAUGGCGUCACAGACUCGUAGUAACUCUCCUCCAAGCUUGGGUCUCCAGUAAACUACACCUAUCUGUUGACCUUCCACAGAACCAAAAAGGGUAAUGAUGUACUGCAAAGCUAAUAAUGUGCAUGUGGAUAGCUUGAGAACUCUUCUACCUGAUUCAAGGCUGUUGAACCUGAAUCUCGUUAAUUCAACCUUUGUUGCUUUCAAGGCUGUUGAACUUGAAUAUCGUUCGUCUAAAUAAUGUAAUUUUGCUUGACUCCGAAAAUUAGUCACAACAGGUCAGUAUUUGUUGUUCUUGAUUUUGUUGAGCACCUAAAUAUGUCAACUGAUGUAGCCCACUCCCAUAUUGAAUUUGAUAGUUUUGCUUGUUUUUUGGAAAUUGUUUCUGUGAUGAAUGUUACAACAAUUCGCAGGUGAAGAAUUCUAUAUAUCACUGUCACCAUAGGCAGGUGGAAAUAUUUUUGUUUAGUAAAAGAGGAAAACUUUUGA